Messenger RNA from Folsomia candida, 1722 nucleotides. RefSeq names its product zinc finger protein 25. The record is from RefSeq and is a predicted model, not a curated record. Lineage: Eukaryota; Metazoa; Arthropoda; Collembola; Entomobryomorpha; Isotomidae. The transcript has 2 exons. Gene Ontology annotation, biological process: regulation of transcription by RNA polymerase II. Gene Ontology annotation, molecular function: DNA-binding transcription factor activity; RNA polymerase II cis-regulatory region sequence-specific DNA binding. Bases 321 to 1304 code for a protein of 327 amino acids.
ACAGAAAUUAUUCUGCAUUUUGGUAUAUAAGUUUGACUACACGAGACUUGGCGCUUGGUGGGAUACACAGAUAAGCGAAGGCUUCUCUCCGUCCAAGGAGACAGAAAUCCACGAGCUAGAAGCGAAACAAGAGCUCACUUCCUCCAGGAAUUUUAGAAAUUUCCAACAUUUCCACCCAGUUUACAUCGAGAAAAAAAGAGCAGAAAACUGGACGUAAUUUGAAAAUUGUGGAGGAGCCUGAAAAACAGGAAAAGUGCGACAAGAACGAGAUCGAGCUUUGUUAAGGGGGAACUUCUGAGCAGACGGUGCCCUUUGACGGGAUGGAGGUCAACCAGAAAUUGGUGACACAACAGAAAAGUCUCGUCCCAACAACGGACAAAGUGGAGAAAGGGGAAAGUUCUCGAGAGCAUGGACGAUUUCCUCCUCACGCCCUCCAACCACUGCCAACAGCACGUGGCGAUAACCACGUGUCCUCGCCUUCAGCUAACAGCAGGUCAUCAAAAGUGAAGAAAUUCCCGCACACUGACACAAAGGGUAAGACGCCUGGUCGCCGCGGCGUGGAGAAAGUCUUCCCAUGCAAAAUAUGCCCACGACCCUUCGCCAACCGAACCAGUGCUCGCCUCCACGCCCGCACCCAUUUCAACCCCCAUGAGCUGAACCAGCCUUCAAUUUUCCACGGGAAGUGCCCCCACUGCGAGAAAGUGUUCUUCCAUCGUCGCGACUUUACCGACCACGUGGCUGCGCACGAAGGUCGGAAGAACCACGCCUGCCCCACCUGCAAAAAGGGCUUCACCCACAAAACAAAUAUGACCCGUCUUCUCUUCGUCCACCUGAGCCGCGAGGAGCGCGCGGAGGUGCGGCAGGGCUGGCGACACGGCUGCUACUUCUGCAGCAAACGGUUGAAAAGUCAUUCCCCCCUCCGUCGUCAUCUUCUGAGCCACCUCAGGGAAAAAGUGCUCUGGAGGUGCGACGUUUGUCGGAAAAUUCUCUCGUCCAAACCAGGCCUGACCAGCCAUCGGUUCACCCACCUCUCCGAAGACGAGAAGGUCGCCCUCGUGAAGCAGGGUUCGAGUCGCGUGUGCUUAUUUUGCCGUAAGAAAAUCCCCGAUAACCGCGCUUAUCAUGCCCACCUGAUCUCCCACACGAAAGAGAAACCUUUUCGGUGUGACCAGUGUGGGGCGUUGUUCGGUCGUAACGGUGCCUUAAAAUUGCACCAGCGCAGUCACAGCGAGGAUCCGCGACCCUUCAAGUGCACCGAGUGCGACGGGGCCUUCAGUCAAAAAGUAAAUCUGACCACCCACUAGUUGGGAGUUCACUGGCGGUUGAAGAACUUCGCCUGUCCCGAAUGCGACAAGAAGUUCGGGAGGAAGGAGCACAUGGUGCAGCAUGUGAACAAUGUUCAUGCCAAAAUCCGGCACCCCUGCCCCCACUGCGGGAAGACGCUCUCCAGCAAAACAAAUCUUCGAAAACAGAAAGAGGGUUCAGGUUCAUCCCUCCGAGUAAAGUCCUAAUUCAUCUGACCCCACGCCAAAUUACGACACGACACACUUCCCGUACUUUAUAUUUUUUUCCGGUUUCACUAUUUAUGACGAAAUAAUUGUUCUCGUACGAUUGAUAAAAAUGGCAUAAUUGAAUUAUUAAGUUGUAAGCAUGACCCAAUUUUUGUUACCGUUUUGACCAGGUCCAUUUUUAUGUAGUAAAGUGAUUAUAUUAUAUGUAAAA